Labeo rohita (rohu) is the source of this 1045-nucleotide messenger RNA. Its product is annotated as CD209 antigen. Lineage: Eukaryota; Metazoa; Chordata; Actinopteri; Cypriniformes; Cyprinidae. The record is from RefSeq and is a predicted model, not a curated record. The transcript has 5 exons. The coding region runs from base 105 to 1040 and encodes 311 amino acids.
AAAGCAUUGCAACCUAAACAAUUUGAAACCAGACAGACUACAGGGUCAACACAUUAUCAUAGACAACAUUUAUAGAUUAGAUAUAACUGAAAUUAUAUGUGAUAAUGAGAACUGAGACUGUGGAAAUGGACAGAGGAGAAAGAGUGGAGAUGGUGGUGGCUAUCUAUGACAGUGCAGAUACUGUGAGACGCCGAGAUUUUGGGACACAUGCAGAGAGACAACAGCCACUUCAACACAUAGGAAGUACUUCAGUGAACAACAAAAAGCACAGAGCAGCUGAAGUGUGUUUGUGUCUGCUGUGUUUUCUUCUGCUGAUUGCUGUAAUAGUGCUGUGUGUGUGUUUCACCACUGAGAGACACCAGCUACUAACCUACAUCAGUAACCUGAUUGAGGAAAGAGUGCAGGUAAUGGAACACAACAAUAACCUGACUCAAGAAAGAGAGCAGAUACUUACCAAACAUGAGCAGACACUUAACCACAACAAUAACUUGACUAAAGAAAGACAGCAGGUUUUUACAAACAAUACGAAAUUAACAGCAGAGAAAGAACGUUUACUGAAGGAGAACAAAAUUCUGACUGAAAAAAGAGAGCAGAUAAAAAACGAGAUUAAUGAACUCAAACGUGGACUUUUGGAACAAGAUCAGCGAACUGACAACUUUAAAUGGAUUUACUACAACUUUAGUUUUUAUUACAUUUCCUCUGAGAAGAAAGGCUGGAUUGACAGCAGCCAAGACUGUCAACAGAGAGGAGCAGAUCUGGCGAUCAUAAACAGCCAAAAGGAACAAGAUUUUUUACAAAAGAUUGCUGUUUAUGAGGAUUUUUGGAUUGGUUUGAGAAAGAUACAGGGACUAUGGAAAUGGACUGGUGGCGCCACAAUGACAAAUCGGUACUGGAGAUCUCAGUAUCCGCGUUUAUAUGGUUAUUGUGUUCUGAUCACUUCAACAGGUUGGGUAGAUGAUUCAUGUACUAAUUAUAAAAAAUGGAUCUGCAAGAGAAGAAUUUUACAAUCAUUACAUGAUAUAAAUAUGUACACAUCAUGAAAUAA